Molecule: messenger RNA, 13208 nt
Organism: Musca domestica (house fly)
Lineage: Eukaryota; Metazoa; Arthropoda; Insecta; Diptera; Muscidae
Exons: 20
Coding region: 481-5676 (1731 amino acids)
Biological process (GO): transmembrane transport; monoatomic ion transport
Cellular component (GO): membrane
Molecular function (GO): protein-containing complex binding; monoatomic ion channel activity
Source: RefSeq, a predicted model, not a curated record
GAUAUAUACAUAAAAAGAAAAAUAAAUCAUAUAACAAAAAACCAAUAAUACUUUCUAAGGAAAAAUCGUUAAACCUCUAUGCUGAAGUUUUGCAAAUUAUUGCCUAUGAUGAUUUAAAGAAAAUAUAAAAGGAGUAAAUUGUUUUAAAAAUUAACAAAACGUAGGGGCCUUAACCACUGAUGCAUUGUUCCAAUAUUUGUAAGAGCCUGGUGGUAUGUAGCCGCAUGGGGACAACGAAUUCAGCCACCCUCUUAUGCAGCGAUAAAAUUUGAUGUUAAUGCAUUGCCAACGUCCACUUCAAUCAUAUAUCUACUCGCAUAGCGGGGGAAAGGAUUUCCUCACAACUGCUAGAGGUAAGAAUACAACAGGUCAAAGUUCAUCAGAUCAUGAAAAGCGAAGCGUAGUAAAUGUGGUCGUGUGUCAUAUUCGACCGCAGUCGGGCGCUAAGUCUGUGUUUUUGCUUUAUAUGUGUACACCACAAUGAAACUAAGCGUAAGUGCGUACCGCGCACACGCAUCGGCUCACAAGAAAAUAUUGUCGAGCGGUUAUCACUCACAACUGAACUACGGCAGUACCGGGGCAGCGGCCUCAUCGUCGACAGCCUCAUCGGCCGGUUUAUAUGCGAUUGAAACUAGCGAAGUUCCGAUUACAUUUCCUCAAACAAUGAAUCAAGCGGAUUGUAAUAACAGUGACUCGGAUGUGAUUAGUCCCACUGGCACCAGCAGUUCGGGACAUGAUCAUGUUCGUGUCGAUAAUAAACGCCGAUCAAAGCGACGGGACGAUGACCAGAACAGUAACGCUCAUUCCUCUGAUAGUAAAAGUCCGAGUCAGAGGAAAUCACGUAUCGGAGAUGGAACUUCGGAUCCAGAAUCCGAUUGGACACGUUCAAAUCAACGAUGGAUGAAGCUUCGAACAACAGUUCAAAUAUCAUCUGCAAUGCAGAAAAAGCCACCGCUGAAAAGGGAAGACUCAUUUCUCAAACGAUUCUCCACACGACAAAUACCUGAAGCUCAGGAAACCGUAGAAGACACAGGGUCCGAAAGUGCCUCUGGAGACGUUGAUAAAACUGUGAAAAGGCGAAGACGUUACCUUCAAAAGCGACGUUCCGUUGUUAAUCCCGAUGAAAAUUUCCAUUUCUACUGGUUAAUGGUGUUGACAAUUUGUGUUUUGUACAAUUUAUGGACGCUUAUUGUUCGUCAAAGUUUCCCCGAGCUGCAGCAAGCGGUUCCGACAUUUUGGUUUUUAUGUGAUAGCGUAACAGAUGUGGUAUUUGUUAUUGACAUUAUCGUCCAGUUGAGAACUGGAUAUUUGGAACAAGGUCUCAUGGUUUACGAUGACAAGAAAUUGGCUAGCCAUUAUAUACAUUCUAGAAAUUUUGUAUUGGACAUGAUCUCGCUGGUUCCGUUUGAUCUGCUGCAGCUGCGAAUGGGUCCUCAGCCAUUGUUACGUUUUACUCGCUUCUUUAAGGUUUAUAGAUCUGUUCGUUUUUACUAUAUUGUUGAAAGUAGAACUGUUUGGCCAAAUUUAUGGCGUGUUGUUAACCUAAUUCAUAUCCUGUUGAUACUGGCCCAUUGGUUCGGUUGUUUCUAUUAUUUAUUAUCCGAAGCAGAAGGCUUCCAGGGUGACUGGGUUUACCCAUACCGUCCGGGAGAUUAUGCUACAUUGACUCGAAAAUAUUUGGGAAGUUUGUAUUGGUCAACUCUUACCUUGACCACAAUUGGUGAUUUGCCAACACCGGAGACAAAUGCAGAACCAAAUUUUUCGGUGGACGGCCCAAGAUCGAUCCCGAGGCGCGGAAUCAAAUCCAGAUUACUUCAGUUUGGUUCAAGCUAUGGAUAUGUCUUCACCAUAGUGAGUUAUUUAAUUGGUGUUUUUAUCUUUGCCACCAUUGUCGGCCAAGUUGGCAAUGUGAUUACCAACCGAAACGCAAAUCGCCUCGAAUUUGAAAGGCUGCUGGAUGGAGCAAAAACCUACAUGAGACACCAUAAGGUGCCUGGUGGUAUGAAGCGGCGAGUUCUUCGUUGGUACGACUACAGUUGGUCCAGAGGUCGCAUCCAAGGUGGUGGCGACAUAAAUACAGCCCUUGGCCUUUUACCAGAUAAACUGAAGACGGAAUUGGCAUUGCACGUAAAUUUGAGUGUUUUAAAAAAAGUCACCAUUUUUCAAGAAUGCCAACCAGAAUUCCUGCACGACCUGGUGCUAAAAAUGAAGGCGUAUAUCUUCACUCCUGGAGAUUCAAUAUGUCGCAAAGGCGAAGUGGCUAGAGAAAUGUUCAUAAUAGCAGACGGCAUCUUGGAAGUGUUGAGCGAAACGGGCAAAGUGUUGACAACCAUGAAGGCGGGUGAUUUUUUCGGCGAAAUCGGAAUAUUAAACUUAGAUGGCCUUAACAAACGAACUGCAGAUGUUCGAUCGGUAGGGUAUUCCGAGCUUUUUUCCCUAUCCCGUGAAGAUGUAUUGGCGGCUAUGAAAGACUACCCAGAGGCUCAAGAAAUACUUCAAACGCUGGGAAGAAAACGUCUAAUGGAAGUCAGAUGUGUUAAUAAGAAACACGCCAAAGCCAAGGCGGACAAGGAUGCAGCCAAUCACCAAGGACAUCACCACAGCCAUAGCCACCAUGUUAAUCACAGUGAUAGUAGCGAAAAUAGUGCCUCAAAGAAGAUUGUCGAUAAAUUGAGACAUGAUGUCAAAGGAUUCCGAAGUGUACUUAAAAAAACCAGAACAUCACGAAGAAGUGAUGAGUCAUUGGAAAUGCAGCCGCUACACAACACAUCCCCUAAAAAUGGAAAAACCAUGCUGAAACGUAUGUCCCGAGUGCGAUCCGAUGAAAAGGAAGAGUCGGCGGAUGUGAAGGCCGAAUUGCACGAUAAAACUCCCAGUCCCAUUGGGGCCGGGUUGCCGCUGUUGCAAAGACUGCGUUUACUCAAAGAGAAACAGGAUCGCGAAGAGCGAGCUGUUAAGUCUACACCACCACAGAAAUCUCCACCUAACUCACAUGUAACCUGUACGUUAUCACCACAGGAAUCGAUACAGGAGGAACCCGAGAGGGAGAUCAACGAGGGGUUGCCAUUGAUUCAACGCUUGCAGCAACUAAAGAUCAAAAACGAUCCUCCUGCUGCCCAGGGCACCGACCCCUCUCCACCGAUCAUGUCGGUAGGUGAAAUUAUAAAAAAAGUAGAAAACAUAUCGAUUGCAAGUAGCAGCCAUAGCAACACGGCGCCGACGUCUCUGGCAGUAGCCCAAAUAAAACCGAUGAUGAAGGUGUCAUUUAGACAAAGGAUACAAAAACUACAAGAGGCGGCAGAGAGUUCAAGUGGCAACGGCACCAAAAUACCACAAACUCAAAGCACAGAACCCAGUGAAAAACUGGCUACGACUGCGUCAGCCUCCAAUGGAGGUGUAAAGAAGGAACCACCCAAAUCAUUAGCUGUUUUGAAAAGUGUUGAAGCAGAAACGCCUAUGGCCGAGAGAGGGAAUAGUGAUGGGUCCAAUGCAUCGCACAAACAAAUUUCCACCAUUUCAAGUCAAAUCAUCAAACCGUCCACAGCAACAUCCUCAAUUGUAUCCGAUACAGAUACACCUAUUAAACCAUGGUCCAAGCUUAAGUUGGCGACAAUGAUUUCGUCCAGUUAUACCAGUUUAGCCACAUCAAACACAUCCUCAGACGACAUAUUUUCUCCAUUGAAAAACAACUCCGAUGGCAAUAUUCCACGACAGAUAUCGAAAGAAGGACAGCCUCAGAAGGCAUCAAAAGCCCCACCUGUGCCUGCGAGGAAAAGGGGUUAUCGUCAAGACGCCAUGGGCCAAUCGUCAAAAAUUUCUGAUAAGUGCAAACAGGUUAACUCAGGCAAUGGGAACACUGACGCAAACGCCACCAGAUCGAAACUUUAUCAAUCUGUAUUCGACUUAUCACCCGAAUACAACGGAUUGCCUUUUGUGAAACGUCUCAAAAUUCUCAACGAAAGGCAAAAACUUGCCGAGCUAGAGAGCGCCCUUCAAACCCGUAGCUUCAGCUUGGACAGUUCCAAAACAACCAGCUGUGUUCCCAUGCCUGAAGCACUGUACCGUUGCCAUAGCGAUACGGCGGGCAUAAAUUCGCAAUUUGUAUCAGUGUACGAGUCAAGUUCCACGACAUCGACCAACACAUCCGCGUCGCAGACCCCCAAGGGUGUCCCAUCCACACAGUACCACAGACAACAUCAUUUAGAUUCGGUGCAACACGAUUAUGCCCCCCUCAGUCCAGAGUCCAAUGAAACAUUCGAGAGGAGAAAACUAAAAAGCAUCCUCAAGAAAUUCAGUCACGAACGACAACACCGACGAUCGCCGACAGGGACUGGCUGUGAUGCGCCCACAGACUCGCAACCGCAACACAGGAGUCUCUCAAUGGAGCCCACAGUGGAAGGCCCUCCCAGCAAUGCUGGCAGUCUGCAAGAGGAUCCCACAUACACCGAAAAGCCUUUACAUACCCACAUAUUGACACCGACCGCCGUGUCCUGUGCACUUUAUGGCGAUCCGCUGAUGUCACCACCCGAUCUCAUACGUGCCGAAUCAAUUACCACGUGUACCUCAGCCAACGUCUCUCAGACAUUUCAAAUGAAUAGUAGUAGCACCCUUACCAUGUACCCCACAAACGUUUACCCGCUUGCCGAUUCAAAUCACACCACAUGCCAGACCCAUGCCCCAUCGUUGACAGGGUUUUCCGAAGGCCACGACUGCUUUAGCCAGAUUUUGUGUGGCAUCGACAGCGUUAUACGAAAACAUGUCAGCGAUAUGCAUUCAAAGUUUGAAUCUCAAUUCUCAAGCAUGGCUCUGGAGGUAGAGAAAAGGGACGCCCUGAUUGCUCAUCUUCAGUCGAAGGUCAGAACGUUGGAAUUGAGCGCGUUGUCUACUUCGCGUAGGAAACAACAUCGCGAGAAAACCAGUGGGAAGAUAUGUUCUGCUGCGAAAGAAGUUGACGAAGAGAAUGAUGCCAAUGCCGAAGACGAUUGUAGCUCGGGUUCAUCGGCCGAAUUGCUCUUUAUGCGCGGCGAUUCCCUGGACACAGUGUUCACUUCCUCCCCACCUACGCAAUCCAAACGCCACUAUACUUGUUCGCCGAACACCAGUUGGAAUCGUGAAGAUUUCUCCUACGACUACAGUCCAUAUGCUAAAACAGGCAAUGGUAGCAAGGCGAAAAACGGCAAAAGCAAGACCACAAAUCAAGUCGAAUUGGUUGCUAACAUGGCGGGCAAUCUAACACGGCUGGGGGACAGUGUUAUUCUGGACAUUGGAGAGAGCAGUUCGAGUUCCAGUUCGUCGGAGGAGAAACUGCACUUGGACGAGGAAGUUGAAGAAAACGAUGGUAACGAUGACAACGACAGUUCUGACAAACAGGUACAUCACAAUGAUUGGGAGGUUCGGAUGUUGGCAGCUGAAAUGGAGAAACAGGAAAGAAAACGAGGGCUUUCACUCAGCGAACACUCAGCUCUGCCCAACAGUAAAAUGGGCAGCUCGUUUCUGCGAAGGCGAAGAAAGCUGAGCGACACCGAAACGGAAUGCAGCGAAACCGAAGUCGAACAAACACCAACCCAUUCCCGACCUCGUGCCUCCAGCCUUGACCAGUUCAAUAUGAGGUACGGCAUCGGCCGCAGCGGCAUCUUCAAGGCCAUGAGCAUCGAUCGUGAUAAAGACAAACUUUGAAAAUUAGUUAAAUACACAAAAACCCGAUCUUAUGUUAAUAGUAUUUUAGUCAGUAAAUUAAAGCAAUUUCACAGUAUUGAAACGUACAAUUACAUUCUAGUUUAAACUACCAAAACCAAAUACUAAGGUACAUUCGUACAUACGUACAUAACUAGCUUUACGACCAACAAACGAGCGCAAUAACGCCAAUAGCAUUUAAUAAUCGUAUUAAGGGACCACAGUGCCCAGCGUCCUAAGUCCCGCCCUCGGUCGCGACACCAAGUGCACAGACAGCCGAAUGCUCGGGUUCUCGCUGAAACCGAAAAGUACAAUUCACGACUACCAGUCACCGCCACUGUGUCCCCUUAACAGGCUAAGAACUACACUUGGUUUUGACGCGGUGCCAACGAAUGUCCCCGACAAGUCUUCAUUCCAGAUGGCGUCCAAUGGGAGGAGGCGAUCGAUCGAUGGUCCAGUGUCAGAUGGUAAAUGAAAACCAAAUGUCUGUCAAACAUGUAAAUACCUCUUUAAAAUAAUAAGAUAACGGCCUAUAUUUUUAAGGAUACUACUUUAGAAUAAUGAAAUCUGAAAGCUUUAAUAACUUAUAUAGAUUUAUUGAAUAUGUAUUAUUGAAACACACAAACACACACACACACCCACAUAAACAUAUGUAAUUGUUUUCAGACCCGACCACCUUUCCAUUUCACAACAACAAAAACCAACCAACUUCACCUAAUGUAGAUAAUUUGUAAAUUGCUUCGUAAUACACCAUCACUUUAUGGGUACCAUUUCACGUUUCUCAAAAUCCGUUUCUUUUUGUCUUUGUGUAUGUUUUAAGUCUUGCAAUAGCUUUUUUUCCUCUUCUGGUAUAAUUGUUCAACACCUUCAAAAAAGUAACUCUGAUCUUUUUCGAAAAAAAAAAACAUAACACCUGGAGUCCGUUUCCAAAACACGAAACAACUAACGUUGAAAUAAGCAUUUUUUUAAAGGAGAUUACAUUACAAUACAUUGAAAAGGCCACAUACAAACUUGGCAAAGUUUAGAAUCUAACGAUUUCUUAAAACUUUUAUGGUAUAUGCAAAAAAGUCACAACUCAAUAUUGAGUUAUCGUAGCGAGUCGAUCUUAUUAUUGACAUUAUUCUUAUUAUUGGCACAUUAUAAUGACAUAGACCAAAAAAGGUUUAAGCGAACAAAUACUUGUAAACUAUAAAAUUAACAAGUUUGAAUCGGACAUUACAACAUUCAACAAAAUUAUGCAAUACAAUCCUCAAAGUUUUACCAAAACACUUCUUUGAAUAAUUCUUCUCUAUCUUAUAUGAGAUUUACUGAUACUGUGCUAGAAGGAGUGGACCGAUAUUGUUAAUUUUAGCAUGCUGCAUAGAGUUGGUACAAGAAGGGAGUUUUCAUUCGUAAAAUGUGAUUUACAUAAGUAUUAUCUAUUUGCGAGCCUAAGCUAAGACUAAAAUCAGAUUCUCCCUUCGCCCUCUAUCAGCCAUACAGAUAUCAAUUUUACAAUACACCAUAUACUUUUCAACAAAUAUUGCUCGUUCAUAUUCAAAAUUGUUGAACCGCUUGAACAAUUUAAACAUAUCUAUUUUCAUAAAACUCCACACUAAUGGGCUGUUUUGAACAUUGGUCAACCACACUUAACUUUGGCAAUGGUGAACAAUUAUGCCAAUAUUCUAAAAACUGUUUUCUGUCAAACUACACUCUGUAUUUAAAAUAACAGCUGAUAUAACCAACAGAAGAUAAUGGAGAUGCCUGUGCACGUCACUUCUCUACAUCUUGGCUAGGGUAUUUAAAGUGACUUAACUUUUAUAAAAGUCGAAAAUUAAUCCGUUCAUAAAUGAAAAUCAAGUGAUUUUAUUUUUUAAUUAAGCAAAUUAAAUAUAUAUGUAUAUAUAUAAAAUACAUAUUUGUGUAGCAUACAAAUAUAUGGAUAAAUAUGCCUUUUACACGUUCGUACAUGUUUCGAUCUUAAAUCCUCUACAUUUCACUUUUACAUGUGUGUGCGUGCAUUAUUGCAAUUUACUUUUUAUUUAGGAAUACAUCAGGGACCACGAACAAUUUAUAAUAUUUAUUUUUAUUUAUUAACAAUAUUCAUGGUUUAUUAUUAAUUGUAAUAGUUUUUUUACAUUAUAUUCUUAAAAUUUGAAGCUGGCACACACAAUGUAAUAUACUGAUAUGAAACCCUAAAAUAUAUAAGAUUUCUUCGCGGUUUUUGGGACAUUCAUAUUGCAGCACUUUCUAAUAAAUUUAUGUAAAUACCAGCAGCAGGUGCUUUUUAUUUUUAUAUAUUACACAAAACCAUAUAUGUAUGUGUACAAAGGAACUCUCAUUCAUGUAAAGUGUAAACAGGUGAUUGUAAACUCCGUAAAAAACUGUAAAAAAUUAAAAAUCAUAUUCAAUUGAUUGGGUUUGACUAAUUUUGUCAAGCGUUUUUAAAACUUCUAUUAGAUUAGCAAUAAGGAGAAGCACUUGAUAUAAAUUGCGCACUAUGAAUGAGGGAUUUCAUAAAACUAUCAUGGUAUUAUGUAAUUAUAUUUUUCAUAGAAGUUCUAUUUUUAAUGCAAAAGCGACGAAUAUGAAUGCCCCAAACUUUGUUCAAACUAUAUUUGUAAUAAAUAUCUCUAUUCUGUUAUUGAUCUAUAUGACAUACACAUUAUCGCUGUAAAAAUACGUUUACAGACACAUUUUUAUUCGGGUUAGCAGUAAUAACCCUGCAAGCAUUUGGAAGUGAGUAACUCACUCCCAUUUUAAGAUGCCACUUCUGUGACGCUUCUAAUCGUAAUAAAAACGAUAGUAUGUACAUUUACAAUAACAAAACUACUGUUGUCUGUUUUCUAUCGCCACGGAGUUACUACGUAGUGGCGUCAAGGAAGAUAAAAUAAGUUGUCGCAUGUGCAGAAACUAUUUUGUAACUUCUGUCGGAUGAAGCAUUGAUAGAUUACAAUUAUUAUAUGAGGAAUAUAAGACACUGUGACCCAGUGGUAAGCAUGCCAGCUUCGCUCUCGCAGAAAUGGCAUCUUAAAAAGGGAGUGAGUGACCCGCUUCCAAAUGCUUGCGGGGGAUCGACUAAUCACAAUACAUUUUACAAUGAAAAAAAUAGGUUCAAUUUAUUGUGGUUAUUGGUCAAUUAUUACUGUCGAUCGCUUCAAAAAAUAAGCAAGUAAACGCGCUCUAAAAGCUGAGCAUAUAAACGUGACCAUUAGACUUUACACUAUUCUCACAAAAUAAAAUGUGUAUUUUUUAAACUUUUUGAUGACAAAAAUAUUAAUACAUCCUUUUUUGAUUAAAUGAAGUAAAAAUAAUCCUAUUUUUACAAGUACGUCAAUUAUAUAAUGAAUACAUAUUUACAUAUAAACAUAUGUACUUGCAUACAAACGUAGUUAUAUUCAUUAAUAUACACAUACAUAUAUAAAUCAUUGAUGAUAACGAUCCCGAACCUCAAAGUUGUCAUUGUUCCACCGAAAAACUCAUAUUUCGGAACUUGUUUCAUUUUUAAUAAUUUGUUUUUUUUUUUUUUAAUAUAUGUAACUAUAUACAUAGUCGAGGCAGAAUUAGCAAGCAAAUGGCAACAAAUUCGGGCGGAUCGAACCUUUUUUUAUCCCUUAUCGAAUAUGUACCGUUAUAUGGGGACUAUAGAAAAACGAGGAUCAACGUGGACAAUUGUCGGUUGAAGGGUUGGUAUCUAUUACAAACCCAAUUUUAAACGCUUCCGUUGAAAAAUAUUACUAAAAUCAUCCAAAUAAAUACCUACGGGAAAACGUGGACUUAUGUAGACAAUGUUAUUUCAUGAACCCGUUAUGAACCAUAACUACCGAAAUAAAAAAUCUGUUGAAAAAGGUGGCUUGUGGUCAAAAUAUCGAAUAUCGUGAGUUUUUAGCUUUUUAUCUCCAUUCGUUCGGAAGAUAAUGUGAUUACAAUGUCUAACUUGACUAUUCCGAGGAAGUACUAUAAUCUUAAAAUUAAUUUUACAAUUUUUAGCAGCUCUACAGGCUCUGCUCCAGAACCUGCAAGAAUCUACAAGUUUUGCAAUUUUUUCACAAGUUAUUGUGAAGGAACGUGACGUUUCCAUUGAUAUCAAUUACACGUCAGACCCACUCAGAUAACUGAGCUACAGCCAAGGUCUCAUGAAUUUUAUUGUUUACAACGCAACGAAAAUCCCGAAAAAUGGAUAUUUAUUUGCAAUAUAGCCGACUUCAAUCUGGAAUAUGUGCCAUUUUACAAAAAAGUAACAACGGCCCAUUGAUUGAUUCGGGACAUAUAGUUACAUGGAUGUAGCCGAAAAUUUUAGAUGUACAACAAGUAAAAAAGCUGUAAGUUCGGCCGGGCGAACUUUAAAUACCCUCCACCAUUUGGUACAAAUUUGGCAAUUUCCAAAAAAAAAAAAAAAAUAAAAUCCGUUAAAAAUUCUGUUAAAAUCUUUAAAAUACCAAAUGCUUAUACGACGACGUGGACCUGAAGUAUCCAUUACGAACUUCACAUGCUAAAUAAUGUCGCUAACAUUAUCAAAAUACCGAAUAUCGGGGGUACGGUAUAUGGGGGCUAUACGAAGACGUGGACCUACAUGGCCCAUUUUCUGUUUUAUGCUGCAGUAUCUAUUACGAACUUCAAAUACCAAAUUUGGAACGAUUCCGUUAAAUAAUGUCGCUAGAAUCAUCAAAAUACCGAAUAUCGGGGGGUACCGUUAUAUGGGGGCUAUAUGAAGACGUGAACCUACAUGGCUCAUUUUUUUACUUAGGAUGUGGUAUCCAUUACGAACUUCAAAUACCAAAUUUGAAACGAUUCCGGUAAACAAUGUCGCUUAUAUAAUCAAAAUACCGAAUAUCGGGGGUACCGUUAUAUGGGGGCUACACGAAGACGUGGACCUGCACAGAUAAUUUUCUGUCUUAGGCUGUAGUAUCCAUUACGAAUCUCAAAUGCCAAAUUUGAAACAAUUCCGGUGAAUAAUGUCGCUAAAAUCAUCAAAAUACCGAAUAUAGGGAGGUACCGUUAAAUGGGGGCUAUAUGAUAACUUGGACCUACAUAUGAUAACAUGAACCCAUUUACGAACUUAACCUGCCUACUGGCAAAAUAUACAUGUGUGCAAAAUUUUAGCCUUCUAUCUCAAUUUGUUCGAAAGAUAGCGUGAUUACAACAGACAGACGGACAUGGCUAAAUCGUCUUGAUUUUUUUGUACACUCCGUCGAAUUCUAGGUGGACUUGUUUCAAUUUUUGAUGUACAAUGCGUAUAGCAAUUCAUGCGCUUAACUUCUAUCGUAAAUAUAGGGUUAUGGUUAGUAACAACAAAUACGUAAGAUCCUUAACAAAAAAUUGUUUGGCUAAGUCAUCAAGUUGCGCGAAGGAAUCUUAGGCCUAAACUAUUACAUUUCAAGUCAACCAAUGUACAGUGGUCGCUGCCGUUGGCCAAAAUUCAAAAAAUGAAAAUCAGAUAUUUAUUGUCAAAUGUGUACAAAUGAACUCUUAAGUGGUUAAGCUUAUUAGAAAGCAUAAUAAUCUUGGCUUCAUUCUAACGGCCCACUUCAAAAAUAGAAUCAAAAAAGAGAAAAUGUUGUUAGUUGCUUUUUUUCAGUGGGAUCAGAGAAAAAGUGGAGUAAAAAUAGAAGUCGGGGCCGACUUCAUGAUACCCUACACCACUUUGCAUAUUUAGUAGAGCGUCACUUAACAAAUAAAGGUUUUUAUGGGGAAUUUGUGAGAAUUAAAUCAUACCAACUAUGAUUAUGGUAAUAAUUAAAUGUGCAAAGGAACUAAUAUAUGGGAGGAAUAUCCUCCUCUGAAUGGAUUUCUACUAAGUUUGUCGAGGCAUUUGCGCCUUUUCAAUUCGGGCUUGUAUUAUCCAUUUGGUGCACAAUCAACUUGAAAUUAGAUAGAUAUAUUUGAUUUGGGCUAAUAUUACACGUUAGGUGCACAAUAAAAGGCAAAUCGGACGAAGAUACAUAUUUGAGCCAUAUCCAAAUAUUAACAGAUCUCGAUAAAAUUUAGAAAGGGUAUUUCUGAGUUAUAUUUGAUAUAUUUCCCCAAAUAUUGUUGUUACAGAGUGCAUAUUACGGCUGCGGGGGACAAAAUAACAAAUCGGAUGAACAAUAUAUAUGGGAGCUAUGUAUAAUCUGAACCGAUUUCGAACAAAUUUGGCAUACUUAUUUUCAGGUCCAAAAAUCAUACUAUUUGGGCUGAUAUUACAAGUUUAGUGCGCAAUAUAAGGCAAAUUGAAUGAAUAUAUAUGAGAGCUAUAGCUACAUUUUGACCGAUUAUCUCCAAUUUCAAUAGGGCCUUAAGUCAAACAAAUUAUUUGUGCAAAAUUUAACUUUGAUUUAAUUUUACAUUAAAUUGUUAUUUUAUUUUGUUUACAAAAAAUAAUCAAAUUUGGACUUGAUUUGUAUAAAAAAUGCUUCUAUUUUUGGAGGUACCUUUACAGGGGGACUCUACCUGAAGGCGGGUUGUUCCAAAAAAUUUUCAGUAAGAUUAUUUUUUAACUCCAUAGAACGUAAAAUGUCAAAUAACAUUACAAUCUGGUGUAGAAAUGUGACAAGAAUUGGGCAAAUAACCCUUAUUCGGGAGGUACGUUGUAAGGGGACAAUGCCAAAAACUGCAUCGACCAUAUCCAUUUUGUCACAUUUUUUAUUGUUAUCCCUUCAAGGUACCAUAACCAAAGAUUCAUAUUGAUAACUGCACUGAAAGUAUUUUUGGCCGCUGUUCCCAUACGACCUCGACCACUGUGCAAUGGCUUGAUGAGCGUUAAAAUUAACGUGUGAUUGGUUUUUCUAUAUCUUUCUAGACAAAAUAAAUCCGGCAACUUUCAGUGACACAAAUGUCAAAAUUACUAGAAUUUCUUAUAAAACGAAGAGUAAAACUUGUUACAAAAGAUGUCUGUAAAUAGUGAAACAUUUUCUGUUUUUAACUUUUUCUCGCUUCCUUUAUAUCGUUAUAUCACUUAAGAGCAAUGACAAUUUUGUGAACAAUAUUCGGGCAUAUUCCUAUUCUUGGAUGUCCAAUCUAAUCGUUAUUGUCUGUGAAAAGCAGAAUCUAGCUAAUAAUUGACAGAAAACCAAAGCAAUUUGUUUGUUUUUGUUAAUUCAUACAUACGUUUUUUAAUAUAAAAAUAUACAUACAUAUAUAUAUUUAGAUGAUAUAACAAUGGAUCUCCGAUAAAUAAUGUUAAUUAGUGAAUAACAUAAUCUUACAACUAACAAACAAAACAACAAUAUUUUUAACCCAUGGAAGAAAUGCUAAAGCAAACCCCAAUUAAAAAAAAAAACCUGGUAAAUGAAAUAAAACAAAAACAAUACUGGAACGAAUGAAUAUUAUAUGAAAACUAAAAUAAAACAAAACUAAACUAAACAAAUUCAUUGAAUUUAAUGAAAAGUAUAUUUACGAAAGCAGUAGUCCAAAUAGAAAAUUAUAAAUGAAUAAAAACCAAUGAACAAAUACAUAUUUUGAGUAAAUUUUAAAGGUUUUAAUUUUAAAUAUUUAGCAGAGUCAACUAUAGCUUUCACACUCGACACAAACCUACAAGAGAGAUUUAACAAGAAAUAAAUGAAUUAAAAAAUCAA